GUCCGCUACCCUCUUGCCUUUCACCAAUCUUAGGGAGGCAGUCUCUAUCAAUUCGCAUCCUUACACCUUCGACUGAAUCCAUAUCAACAUGUCUACUGCUCAGGAUCAGAACGCUAUCAAUGCCGAUGGCUACGCCGGCAUGAAGGAGACCAACGGUGUCAAUGGUUACGACCACGCGCCGAUCAACAAUGGAGUCCCUCUCAAGCAGCGCAAGCCCUACGACUAUGGCGGCAAUCCUCUUGCUCACAUCAACACUGGCGAGUCUGUCCGCCUUCCUGCCUUCGGUGGUGAAUUCCAACCCGGUCUUUACAAGCCCAUCAACGACCGCAAGUUUGCCAACCCUGCUCCCCUCGGUCUCAGCGCCUUCGCCUUGACCACCUUUGUCCUUUCUCUCAUCAACCUUGGUACCCGCGGUAUCGCUGAGCCCAACAUCGUUGUUGGUGCUGCUUUCGCAUACGGUGGUCUCGUCCAGCUCCUUGCCGGCAUGUGGGAAAUGGCUGUUGGAAACACUUUCGGUGCUACUGCUCUCUCUUCGUAUGGUGGAUUCUGGAUUGGAACUGCCAUUAUUCUGACUCCUGGUGGCUUCGAAAUCGCAAGCGCAUAUGAGGGUACUCAGUUCGACGACGUCUUUGGCUUCUAUCUGAUGGGCUGGUUUAUCUUCACCUUCAUCCUGCUCAUCUGCACGCUCCGUUCGACUGUCGCCUUCUUCUUCCUCUUCUUCACACUCGAUCUCGCAUUCCUCAUGCUUGGUAUCUCAUACCUCCAGCAUGGCAACAUCGCCUGUCUUAGAGCUGGUGGUGCCUUCGGUAUUCUCGCCGCCUUCGCCGCUUGGUACAACGCUCUUGCCGGUAUUGCCGACAGCAGCAACUCGUUCUUCAUCAUUCCUGUCGCCCACUUCCCCUGGUCUGACAAGGGUCGCGAGAGACGCGAGAAGGUCGACAACUCUGAGGCUCGUGCUGCUCAGGAGGUUUAAAUGACAACUUUGACGAAUCUUGUUAUGGGUAGUUCGAGCUCACAUCACUGAGAGUGAUACCAUGAUCUCGGAAUCAGGAUGACUACUUUUCGUAUGUUUUUGUUAUUACUUGCAGGAUACCCAGGCUUCACGAAGGAUUGAGGGAGCCUCUCAAUAGGAUGAUCCCAGACGGGUCUUUUCAUUACCAUCAUCUCAAUUACACUUUUUAAUAAUUCAUUUCAACGUCCAC
Messenger RNA from Aureobasidium pullulans EXF-150, 1202 nucleotides. RefSeq lists its product as uncharacterized. Gene Ontology annotation, cellular component: plasma membrane. NCBI's taxonomy places the organism in Eukaryota, Fungi, Ascomycota, Dothideomycetes, Dothideales, Saccotheciaceae. The transcript is spliced from 3 exons. Gene Ontology annotation, molecular function: acetate transmembrane transporter activity. The record is from RefSeq and is a predicted model, not a curated record. The coding region runs from base 89 to 973 and encodes 294 amino acids.